Macrobrachium nipponense is the source of this 2780-nucleotide messenger RNA. RefSeq lists its product as uncharacterized. The record is from RefSeq and is a predicted model, not a curated record. The transcript has 7 exons. NCBI's taxonomy places the organism in Eukaryota, Metazoa, Arthropoda, Malacostraca, Decapoda, Palaemonidae. Bases 922 to 1761 code for a protein of 279 amino acids.
GGGGGUAUAAAUAGGGGGAGCCAUUCGUUCCCCAAACGCGUGUGCCGAUGAUGAAUGUUGACACUGACAGACUGCCAGUGAGUGGAUUGGUGUCCUUUGAGUGACUCGUGUUGGAAUUUGGCGAUUACUGCCUCAUAUAAAGAGGCUUAUCCUAUACCAUUCUGGCAACACGAGAGGCUCCCGGAGGCUCAUGAAAGCAUAGACUAAACAAACCCCCCCAAAACGCCUUUGUGGACCUGAAGUAUCCAUAAACAAGCUUCAUAAAAAGCUUGGUUUGUGUUACAUCAUGACCACCAACACCUACUAGGUACUACCCAUCACGGUUGGAGGUUCUUGGCCGCGUAACAGUAAACUCCCACCCACGCUAAUGAGUGCAGUGCUCCCCCCCGACAAAAGAGUUGGUGGUUGUGCGACACUUUCGCGGUAUCACCCUCUCGAAUCGGCCUGGUUACUGGUUAAUACAAAUCAUAGAGCCUUCUGAAGAGAGGAGACAUUUUUUUUUAAGUUAGAGCGAACGCAGCCAGAUCAGUGCGCGCAUCUGUCCUAGGCUGACUGAAACCUUUGCCAAGGAGGGAACGAACAGUCGAGUGACUCCAGAGGGAUCGGAGGUUCUUUGUGGGGGGGGCGGUGUAUCGCCUUUAAAGCAGAGCAAUUUCGGCUCGUUUCUACGUUCCUUCCGUCGCGUGUCAGCGAAAAUCUUUGGAAAGUAAACGGCCAGGCAGGCAGGCAGUCUUGAUCGAGAGCCACUGCUCGCGGUUUCCCUCCGGUAUAUCGGCCUAGGGAUAAGUCACCUUUACCGCCCACGGCCCCUAAAAGUAGCCCACCACACUCUCUUGGAUUACUGACGAAGGACAGAGACCUGAAUAAAGGAUUACUACUCUUUUCACCCUUUUUUACCUGCUGCCCUCUCCAUCAUUCAAAAUGCAGGGCACACCAAAAGGAAGGUCAGACGCCAUCUUGAUUCGACCUCCCAUAGCAGCGCACCUGCAUAAUUCGGCCGUUUUGAAAAUGCUGCACGAGGAGGAAGGUGAGAACCACAUUGGGUCGGUGCCCGUCCAGUUCGGGUCAUGGCCACCCCCAGGUCACGGCCAGUCCAACCGACCCAUGGGGUUCAUGACCAAAGUCAGCAGGGGGCCAGGAGGUCGACCAGUGGAGUGGCCCCCCCGUCCUGAACUCACCAGGAGCCAAGAGGAGUUAGACCAGGUACAAAGACCUCCUUCCAGUGAGCCGGCACCGCCUCCGGUGCCACCUAGGCCAGCUAACUAUCCGCAGGCAAAAAUGGAUCAAGUUCAAACGCAGCAACAGAUGGUCAUGCAGCAGCAACAGCAGCAUCAACAGCAGCAACAGCUUCAACAGCAGCAAAGGCAGCAGCAGGUCUCUUCCUCAGUUCAAAUGAAAACGGUUAAACAGGACCAGCCCGACGGCCCGAACCUCACCACGACUUACCCCUCGUCCUUCAAGUUGAAGGACCAACCCUCCUUCCAAACGGCACCUGCCAGGGUUGUGACAUCCCAGCCCGCCUUCAAGAUCACGCAGCCCAUCAGGAGAAGAGGAGACGACAAGUGGCCCCCCAGGGGAGCUGGUGAACCCACACAAGAAGAGGUCCGUGAGUUCAUCAAACCAAAGAAAAACAACAGAAACUACGAAGAGUUCUUCGCCCAGAACGCCCUGCCCAACAACUACGCCGGAUACCGGCCCCCUCCCGGCACCCAGCACCAUGGCCUCUUGGAUGAAGAAGAAGACGGAGUCAGCAACAUGUAGAUGGCGCCACCACCACCUGCUGCUGCCGCUGCUGCGUGGUCCCUUCAUCACCAGCGAAGAUGCUGCAACAAGUGCUUUUUGUAACAGAUGAUUCUAACUACAGUCCACCGCGAUCAUGACGUAAAAAAAAAACUGUACCUACCGAGUUCCAAAAGGUUUAUACCUUUACGUUUCAGACGACACUUUUCAAUAGCCAACCUUCGAGAGUUAUAUACAUAGGCCUAUGCUUUCAGCAACUUUCACUUUGUACUUGGAUCACGAUCGUUAUAUUACACUGCGACGUUUUAGCGAUUCAGAGGAGUUGUAGGUUAUCAAAGUGGCCAUUAUUUUAGCCAUGUUUAUUUUUUUUUUUAUUAUUAAUUCUGGCCGAAACUGUUGCGUUCAUCUGGCAACUGCCGUCGGUUAUAUCUGCGGUAUCCCCAGAAGUCGAAAUUGCAGUUACAGUUGAUGCGUCUUUUGUGCUUGCUUUACAGUCUGCCUUUGGUCCUGGGGUCUUCGAAGGAACGGAUACUGUAUACAGGAGUGAUGAUGGACCGUUGGACUACAGUCAGACGAGAAUUAAUGCGAUAGAGAGAAGUAGACUUUGAAUUUCCCGUUGUUGCUGUUUACCAUUUGCGUCUGUCCAAGAGUUCUCAAUAUGGCGUCACGGCCGUGCGAUUCAGCAGCUCGUGACAUUAUCAUAAGUUGAUUACCGUCAUAUAUACAAUCUUAUUUAUAGGUUAUUAUAUUUUACCGUCUUCAUUUCACUUUCCUCUUAGUCUGAUGACAAGUCGAAUACGGUUUGUUAAAGAAAUUACGACUAUAUUACUAUUAGCUACUAUUACUCUUAUUCACGAUCGUAGUAGUUUAGAGAUAUAUCUCACAAUAUUUUUAUGCCAGAAUUUAUGAUAGAAAGCAACUGAGGACUGGAAAUAUAGAUAAAUUCAUAUAAACGCCAGAUGUUAAUUCUUUGCUUUUUUUUAUUCAUAAAAUGUAUUUUAAAGCUAAUUUAGAAUUGAAGAUUUUUUUUUUUUUUUUUG